This is a messenger RNA of Argentina anserina (silverweed cinquefoil), 595 nucleotides long. RefSeq lists its product as uncharacterized. The record is from RefSeq and is a predicted model, not a curated record. Bases 104 to 580 code for a protein of 158 amino acids. The transcript has a single exon. NCBI's taxonomy places the organism in Eukaryota, Viridiplantae, Streptophyta, Magnoliopsida, Rosales, Rosaceae.
CAGAAGUCGCCGAUAAAAUGGUGCAUUCUAGAGGAGCAGACAUAGAAGAACGCGAUGAGAUUGAAACUUUGUGCAAUUCAAGACAUGGCAUUCAAUGCACUAAAUGAGGUGGUUCAUAGAGGCUGAAAGGAAUCCUAUAGCAGCGAAAAUUGGAUCGCACCUUUGUGUGUUCCAUUGGACAAGAAUAUAUAUAAGCAAGCUAAGACUACAUUUCUUCAAGGACUUGUUACAGAAGAACUUCAUGGAGAAGAAGAGACGUUGUGCUCUUGUCGUUCUUCCGCUGAUGCUGCUUCUUAUGUGGCAGACUGCGCUCGGAGAAGUCCUGGCUAAUCCGGCCAGCGGCUGUGGAUGUCAAAGCUGUCCGGCCAACGGCGGUGAAUGUAGGACUUGUAUCGUCAAUCAGAUGAAGUUCGGCUGCCCAACGUGCGUGCCAAUUCUCCGAUGCAUGGCUCGAUGCUUGUGGGGAGGCAGCUCAAGAAUGAACUGCACAAAAAAGUGUGACUGUGGUGGCGGCACCCCAAAACCAUCUGAUUGCAAGAAGUGCAUGGCUCGCUGCAAGUGUAGCUGCAUGUCAUUCUAGAUGAGCUCCAAAGUU